Stylonychia lemnae is the source of this 870-nucleotide messenger RNA. The record is from the annotation of a GenBank genome assembly. Lineage: Eukaryota; Ciliophora; Spirotrichea; Sporadotrichida; Oxytrichidae.
AUGAACUCUGAUAAAAGAAGGAAGUAACCCUUAAAUGAAAGCAAUCAAACUUCUUCAAGAAAUGAGUAGUCAGACAGCGUUGAAGGAAAUAGUCAUGGAAAUCAAUCAGCCGAGAGUGAGGAAAACAAUGCCAGUGCUACUUCUUCUGAGAGUGAACAUCAAUAAAAUGAUAAAAGGAAUAAAUAAAAAACAAUAACUAAUAAAAAUCAGAAUAGACAGUCUAUCAGUAGCGAUGAAAGUGAGCAAAAUCAUCACAAAUAGUAGUAACCUAAAUAAAAAGGCAAAUUACAAAAGCAAUUCGCUUAAAACUCAUAAUCAAACUCAGAGGGAAGCGAUAAGAUUUAAAAUAGUUCUGUGAGUGAAGAUGACGAUCGCAUCAGUUCUUUAUUUUACAAAGUCAGUAAAACAUCUCCGGUUAAAGAGUAAAUAGAUACUUCAAAUUCUAAAUCAAAGUAAUCGAAACAGGAUGUUUCAAUAAGAUAGAAAAAUAAAGACAGUGAAUAAGAAAAGAUUCAAAAUUCAGUUACUUAAGAUGAUUUAAAAGUCGGUCAUACAGACAAUAAUAAGCAUUAUCGGACUAAUGACGGAGUAAAGAUGUCUAAUUAACAACAAUAGGUGUCAAAGAAAAAAUCUAAAUCUCUCAAAAAUUAUUAAAACUCAUUCUAAAACUAAUAUGCAAAAUCAAAAGAAUCAUAAAGUCGUCAUAGGGAAACAUAAAAUAAUGAGGACGAUAAAUAAAGAAAGGAAUCAGAUUCAAAUAAUGAGUCAGAAAGCAGCAAGAAAUCUGGAUCAGAAUCUUCGGAUAGUAUUUAAGACCCACAAUAAGAUAGAUAGAGUAUCCGAAGUAGAAAUCCCGGUAACGAUGUUUGA